AUGUCUUCUUCUGUCAUCGCAGCCCUCCAGUCCGGCCCAGUUCAGGCCCUGCACUACCUACGACGCGCCCUCCUGUCUCCGGUCCUGUCCGGUUCGCUUCUCCUUGCGCUGCUUGCUGCUCCAGAGGAGCUCCGCCACGCCGCGUUGAAGCGCCUCUCGCUCCCUACAAACUAUGACCUCACCGUGGCCAAGACGGUCCUGCAGGUCCUCCUGGGCCUGGGGAUCGCGCGGACCGUCAACCUCGCCCUCAGCGCCAUGGCGGCCAACUCGUGGCGCGUGACGGCGGCGUCUGGCUGGGACUGGCCCAAGGAGAUUGCCGUUGUCACGGGCGGAUGCAGCGGCAUCGGGCACGGCAUCGUCGAACGGCUGGUCCGCCGUCAAGUCAAGGUUGCCAUUCUAGACAUCCAGGAGCUCCCAAAGACUUUGCAGGGGCAUCCCUUGGUUCGGUACUACAAGUGCGACAUCACGUCUCCCGACUCGGUGGCCAAGGCCGCCGAUGCCAUCCGAAAAGAGCUGGGACACCCGACGAUUCUCAUCAACAACGCGGGCAUCACCAAGCCGAUGCCCAUUCUCAAGAUGCCACAGGAGUUCCUGCUGAAAAUCUUCGGCGUCAAUUGCAUGUCCCACUGGACCACGGUGCAGCAGUUUCUCCCGCGCAUGAUCCAGGUCAACAAGGGCCACGUUGUCACCGUCGCCAGCCUGGCCUCGUUCAUUGCUCUGGCCAAUGCCGCCGACUACUCCGCCACCAAGGCUGCUGCGCUGGCAUUCCACGAGUCCCUCGCUUGCGAGCUCAAGCAUUUUUACAAGGCCGACAGCGUUUUGACCACUGUGGUCCACCCGAAUUUCGUGCGGACGCCGCUUAUCAAGGACUUUGAUGACCGCUUGGAAGGAGAGGGCCUUCGGCUGUUGACGAGCGAUCAUGUGGCCGACACGAUUGUCAACCAGGUCUUUAGCAGAAGAGGCGCGCAGUUGAUCAUACCCGAUACCCAGGCUGUUGUUUCUGGCCUGAGGGGAUGGCCAACGUGGCUGCAGGUAGUGAUUCGAAACACGAUUGGCAAGAGUGCGACAAAGAUGUAA
This is a messenger RNA of Purpureocillium takamizusanense, 1077 nucleotides long. RefSeq lists its product as uncharacterized. The transcript has a single exon. NCBI's taxonomy places the organism in Eukaryota, Fungi, Ascomycota, Sordariomycetes, Hypocreales, Ophiocordycipitaceae. Gene Ontology annotation, molecular function: oxidoreductase activity, acting on the CH-OH group of donors, NAD or NADP as acceptor. The coding region runs from base 1 to 1077 and encodes 358 amino acids. The record is from RefSeq and is a predicted model, not a curated record.